Messenger RNA from Polyodon spathula (Mississippi paddlefish), 5434 nucleotides. Its product is annotated as SCL-interrupting locus protein homolog. The transcript has 17 exons. The record is from RefSeq and is a predicted model, not a curated record. The coding region runs from base 272 to 4192 and encodes 1306 amino acids. Lineage: Eukaryota; Metazoa; Chordata; Actinopteri; Acipenseriformes; Polyodontidae. Gene Ontology annotation, cellular component: centrosome; centriole. Gene Ontology annotation, biological process: protein localization to centrosome; smoothened signaling pathway; centrosome duplication.
GGUCCUGGAUACACAGCUGAGACUGGGUGUGUUCUGUGAUGUAUGGAAAUACAACAAAACACUGCCGCGUCUAGUACCGCUCCAACUCUUGUAGCGAGGGAAAAUAAGUUUACAGUUUGUUUUUGGGUUGUGUCGUUGUUCUGCUAAAACUCAGAUCCUCGUUUUGUAAGUGAUACAGUAUCUCGGGUUGGAUAGUAAGCAGCGGGGACAGCUACGGUGGGUUUGCCAGACACGCGUACAGCCUGCAGAGGAUGCUCGCAUUGAUUUGGAAAUGAGUGUACAGGUGAACUUAAAGAAAAUUCCUUCCCACUUAAUGGAGUCUGCAUACAAGAACACCAACCACCAGAGGUGCCCCAGGUCUUCAGAAAACAUGCUAACUCCAAUCAGCUUUCCUAAAACGAAAAUUGCAUUAUGGGAUCCAUCACCAGUUGGAGAUGUGAUCAGUCUGCACCUAUCUUACUACAGAAACCCAAGGUUGCUGGUUAUGGAGAAAACCCUGCGAUUAGCCCAUCGCCAUGCCCGCCAAAGUAACAGAAAUGACUUCUUCUGUUUCUUCCUGGGCUCAAUGGAGGUGGAUGAUGAUGAGGAAGGCGUCACGUUGACAGUGGAUCGGUUUGACCCAGGGCGUGAGAUGCCUGGAUCGCCAGGGAAGGUGCCCACAGCCCUGCUUCCUGGAGAUUUCCUGAUUCCCUGCAGUGUCAGCACACAGGACCCUGCUUCUGGAGACACUAUAGUGCACUCUGCAGAAGACUUCCUCAUUGCAUUCAAGAUUCUUCAGCAACGCUGUUGCAGUAAAGAAACACUGGACCCUUCUAAGCUCCUGAUUAUGAGAGCACGACUGAUCUGUGCAGAGCACAUGGAUAACCUCAACUUCAGCCUUCACUGGGCAGCUGUUACAAUAGCCAACACUCUGGACGCCACGCCAGUCAAACCAGUUCCUAUUAUCCCUACCGCACUGGCAAGGAACCUGACCAGCCCCAUAAACAUCGCACAGGUUCAGGGAGUGUGUAAAUUUGGAUUCCUCACCAUGGACCAAACCCGUAAACUGCUCCUGGUGCUUGAAUCAGACCCAAAAGCUUAUACUUUGCCUCUUGUUGGGAUAUGGCUAAGUGGGAUUACCCAUAUCCACAGUCCUCAGGUCUGGGCUUGUUGCCUGCGAUACCUGUUCAGCUCAUCUCUUCAGGACAGGGUUGUGAGCGAGGGUGGCGGUUUCCUCAUUGUUCUGUACUCCCUCACACACAAGGAGCCAGAGUUCUAUGAGUGUCGUCUCUGCACUGGACAGCAGGAGCUGGGGUUUCAACUGCUAACCAGCACAGAAUCUCUCAACCUUCUUAAAACUGUGAAUCCAUCAGACCGACAGCCGAUCCUGUUUGAACUUAGUGCAGAAAGCCAGAACCAGGAGACUGACUUUUUUAAGGAGGUGUCGGCCCGCGUGUCUUUCACCAGUUCUCGGGUGAACUCUCCUCCUAACAAGCUGCCUGUGAGUGACCACGACUCAGGUGUGGAGGAUGAGGACUUCUCUCCCAGACCGUCCCCCAGCCCACACCCUGUCAGCCAGCAGCUACGUCGCAUUCAUCCCUCGGUGCCGGAGCUCUCUAUUGUCUUUGAUGGCAGCUUCGUAGACUCCAAUAAAGCUGCUCAGGGUCUGCAAGGUUUUGGAAUCAGACCUUCUCCAGCUUCAGCUCCUCAACAACACAUGAGAAGUACCGGGCCUAUUCAAGAACUGCACCCGGAGGCAAGACAGUCCAGUCUUGGAUCCUGCUCUGGGUCAUUUCCAGUAAGGCGCCUUUUAGCUCCUGCAAACCAGCCAAUGAAGGUCUGCAAAGGCAGAGUGAGUCCUGCUCAGCACCAGCCUGUUAAUUGGAAGGGAGGUCCUCCACUAAGGAAGAGUUCUGGAUCCUCGGCUUCGUCAACAUCGUCCGCAUCCUCCUCCUCCUCCUCGUCCUCCUCAUCAACUCCACAGAGUGGACCAUCGCCCAACACCUCCAUUCAUCAGCCUAAAGGGCACCUGCCUUCUGCCAGCAAGAGGGGCAUUUCCGCAGCUGGCAGACCGGGAGCCCCUGGCACUCAAAGACCUCCCUCCCCUGGAAAUCCACCAGCUAGACGUGGCCUGCCGCACAGUGCACAAACACCAGCCCGGUCGUCUAACUUCAACAUGCCCUUUUCUCCGCCUCAUGGUCCAAACCAGCACCCUGCUAGCUUCUGCAGCUGUUGUCAGCAUCACGGUCGUGUGCCAUUUUAUCCGGUAAACUCGUGGCAAGGCGUUCCCAACUUUGCAUCCAGCGGUAGCCCUGUUUACUGCCCAUCAGAUGCCCUGGCUCAUGACUGCAGUUUUCCUCCCAUCCACCAGGGCAUGAGCUGCCAAUCCAAUGGUCACUGCAGCCCAAUGUGUCAAACAAACAGUUCUGCUACUCAGGCUUCACAUGGGGGCACAGGCUCUUCUGCACAUGAUAAUAGUGUUCUUCCGCAGAAUACCCAGCCUAUCUCCCAGCCCCCUGCUGAGAUCGGACUAAUGCGGUUACCUCCUGAUGCUUACAAGAUUCUUGUGGAGCAGGACAAGCAAUUGAAAGUGCUCCAAGCCCAGAUCCAAAAACUGUUGGAGGCUCAGAGUAACCCACCUUGCUCUCAGAUGUCCCCUCCACAGUCAGAGAAGCAGGUGGAGUCUGUUGCCAUGGAAAUGCAGACUGCUGUGGGCGUGCAGGUGAAGAAGAGUGUCAGCAUUGCUGUGAGCACAGGUGCAAGCUUGUUUUGGAGCCCGAAUGCGGUUCAGGAGGAGGUGGUGAUGCUAGAGUCCCAGAAUGAGGAAAUGGGCAUCUCUCUCACUACCGGAGACACCACUCGCGACAGCAUGGCUUCCUCAUUGAAGGCUGUCGAUAUCCAUAGCUUUGCAGAGAGCACCCAGGUCACAGCAGAGGAGUCUUUUGUGUCAAAUACAGUCAGUUCUUCAUCUCAAUUUUGGAAUGAGCGGGGGCCCCAGGUAACAUUCCAAAGUCCUGAACUUGGGGAGAGUGUCAGCAUGUGCAUCCAGUCAUCACCAGUAGAGGGGGCAAAAAAACAGGAAAAUGAUAAAGUGAAUUAUCAGCCAAACAGUGAACAGAAUGAGCAGAAAUUUUAUCAGGACUUGCUGGGCCAGGUGAACAGCCGCUUGCAGGCCUCUUCAUCUGGAGACGAAGAGGAGCCGGGGCAGAGACAAGCCAUGCACUCCGGGACAGGGGCCAUGGAUUCAUCUCCUGUGUUCCAAAGCAGCAGCUGGAAAAAGCAGUCAGCCCCUAGCAAGUGCGACAAGGACAUGGUCCGGAAUGCCACCCUGAAACAGCUGGAACACCUGGGAGUGAAGGUUGACCUGGACUGCUGGGUGAAAGGCAAUAAAACUAAGGCCAAGGUGGAGAGUGCCAGCACGCUGGCUUGUAUAUACCCCCAGGCAGUCCUCCCCAGGCUGAAUUACGUGUCCUUUGGGAACACGGCUAUGAGUGGCUUCGGCCCCAGCGGUGUGGACCUCAGCCUGGAAGCCAACGCCAUAGCCCUAAAGUACCUGAACGACUCGCAGCUAUCCCAGCUCUCCGUGAGCAGAGAGGGGCGCCAAACCGGUCAAGAAGAGUCCCAGUCCCUCAGCAUCAUCCUGCAGCACAACACCACCACAGAGAAGACCAUGAUGGGCAUGAGCUUGAUGUCUCCCAAUAAUAUGUCAUUCGCUACCAGGAAAUACAUGAAGAGGUAUGGGCUCAUUGAGUGCGAGGAUAGCAGUGAGGAGGAUGAGGAGGCCAAUGAGAGCCAGAUUGAGACCACCGUGAUGUCUGUGUCUGACAGCUACAGGAAGGACUACGUUGAAAGGGGCAGUGAAAGACAGAAAGAGUUGCUCCAGCUGCAGCCGCUCCGGAAUAGUGGUGAAAGGGUGUGCAACGACUGGGAAAGGAACAUCUUGAAAAACAUUACCAAUGAGAUUCCCUCCCAGCAGCAGCAGCUGUCCGACCAGGAUUCCCAGCAAAUGCUCGGGGACUUGAAACCCAAAAUGAAGCUCUUGACAGGGGUUACGUACAUCCCUCAGAACCCUGACAAGGAAAACAGCAUGCAGUUUUUCCCUGACAAGCUCCUGCAUGGCUCCCCUGUAACACAGAAGCAUAUGGAGAGCCAGGGAUCUGUGGGGAACUUUUUAGAUGUCAACAGGCUGCGGCAGCUUCCCAAACUCUUCUGAGUUUUAUAAAUGGGGAGGACUAUAAAGACUUCUAUUAUAUCUGGAUUAAACCAGGCUGGCAGCUUUUUAGGAAUAAUGUUUACGAAACUUUUGUGUCAAAAGGAUUGUUACAAUGACAUUUUUGUCAGAAACCUUUAUUUAUCACUUACUUGAAUUAUCCCAUUGUAUCUGUCCAACGCAAAUAGUAUCUCCCAUGUUUUAACCAAUCCUUCAAAAAUGUUUUCAUUUUUCUAAGAAAAUAUGAUUAACUUCAGUAAGGAUUCCUAGAGUUGACACAAUCUCUGUUUCUCAAAGUUUCAUUCGCCCUUUCAUAUAUAUUGACAAUAUGUGGCUACAAAAAAGAAGACACACUUUUACCUUGUUGAAAACUGAUGGGAGUAGUUGUUCUCUCUUCAUAUUAUGGUUAUACAAUACCUUUUUAGAAACCAAAAAAAAAAAAAGCAUAAAUGCUAAAUAUACAUAAGUAGCCUUGAAUUUGGUUGAAAUUUAAGCUUUUGAACUUGCCUUAAAGUAUCUAACAUACACAUUCUGUACUUGGCAUUCUAAUAGAUACAUUAUUGCUGUGUCAAAUCUGCCUUGGUAUUUUUAUGUGCUAAAAAUUACUACCUUGAAAAACUAAUCGUGAUUCAAAAUUUGCCCUGUAGAUUUUUCCCAGGCUGUUGAUUCUCCUGUUACUUAAUGUUUUGAGAACAUACACACUUUCAAUAAGAAAAUAAUAUUCAUAAUAACUAUCCCACUGGGAAUAUCAAUUUUGCAAUCUGAUCGUGACUUUAAGAUUAGAAUCAAUUUAACGGUUUGGGGUAAAGUUGUUAUUUAGGAUUAGGUUUGUGUGGAUGCAUCUGAAGGCAUCUGUUCCAGACAAAACAAACAUGCAUUUAUUUCCCUACAGACUUCUUUGGAGUUGUUUACUGCACUUAAUAUGACUUGCAUGUCUUAAUUUGUUUGACAGCUCCCUCUUAUAUAUAUAUUAGAGUAACUUGACCUAUUUCCCUGAAUGAAUGAUGCUGUGGAUUACAAACUCUGGUUCUCUCAUUCCUGUAGCAACAGUACUGUUUAUACAAGCCAAGCCCUACUAAUUUGAAAUGUAUGCAUGCUGAAUUAUUGGUCCAGUCCUCUGAAAUGUGCCUUUAAUAUCUGUUCCAUACUAUGUGUGUGGGGGGGUUUUAGUGUGAUGUGUGUUUCUUGAUUUCCACUUUUAGAACUGUUUGCAGCCCACAGAGGUUUGCUUUUAUAAGACCCUCC